CGACACUGAGGCUCGACCUCCCACCAACGACGCUGUCUUGGUCCUGGAUAUCUUUCUCCUAAUAUACUAUAUUUUCCAUCCUGUCGCACUCCGGACUAAAGUACGUGCCGCCGCCGCUUACCGUAUCGACGGUUGCAGCAACAGAUCCAGACACUAAUCUGGACUCGAGAUCCCUCAACAAACGCUACAGAGAUAUCGUUGCUCCUGCAUAGCUUAUACCAGCUUCUCGAAUUUGCAUAGGUGCCUCUAGGCUGGUCUUGCUGCGCAGUCAAUCGCGUUGCCAUUCGUUUGUUUGGGUGUAAACAUUGACCAUCAUCUGCCACCCCGGCUCGUUUCUGAUGGCCACCGACAUCCGCCGAUCACGAUCGAACACGUCCAUGUCGACAAGAAGCAAUCGGCCACUGUCGCGCGCGUCGACGACGAGUGUGCACUCGUUCGAUCAGCACGACAUCCAGCCCCAGUUUUCCCAGUCACAGCCGCCGCGGCCUGCACAUUUCUCGCAACCGCAAUACAACACAAGUUUCACCGGCGAACCAUUACAGCCUGCAUUGCUACAAGCCGCGCAGCAUGUGAGUGCGCAGGAUAAUCUGAUGAACACCUCUAUGGAGAGCCUGCAGCAGUUCCUCGGCUACCCUGUUGAUGCCAGCCAAAAUCCAAACCUUCCGAAUCAUGCAAAUGGCAUGCCUUCGCAACCCAUGGAUGCACACGUAUAUCAUCCAUCCAUGUCACAGCCCCCGCCACAGUCACAGCAGUACAUGGCAUCGCUCGUCGAAGUGGAGGACAAGAAGAAGAAGGGCUCCACGUCAGGAAGCGCGACAAAUGACAAAGAGCUGCGACAAAUGCUACAACAAAAUGAGGGACGCAAACUGAAAGACGUGGCAGCCGAGGUUAUCCAGACCGACAGGACGUCUAAAGCAGAGAAAUCAAAACAAUUGUUUGCUAUGCUCUGGCUCAAGUCUGUUUGCCGUCUUGCAAAGACAUCUGUACCACGAAACAGAGUUUACUCAAAGUACGCAGAGCGCUGUGGUACUGACCGCGUAAUUCCACUGAACCCAGCAUCCUUUGGCAAGCUCGUUCGUGUCAUCUUUCCGGGCAUCCAGACUAGACGCCUCGGUGUUCGCGGCGAAUCCAAGUACCACUAUGUUGACCUCGCACUCAUCAACGAUAGCGACGAUGGAGAAGAUAGCCGCCGGCCGAGCAUUGGUCCUACCACCUAUCACACCAUGAAGAGACAGCAGUCGUCCGGCCCGAAGCUCGACUUCAGCUCGAUACCGAGGCUGCCUGCUGACAGUGCACAAUUCCCACCGCCGGACACUGGCAUCGAAUCUACUACGACACAAUACGCUCCCGCUGGAUCCAAGGGGCUCCUCUUCACUGACAUCUACUCCCAUCAGUAUCGCCCGCCCAUCGCUCGCACCAAGACCUCGUACGAGUACGAGUUAAAGUUCCCAACUGCCCAAGUACUCACAGCCUCGGAUGUGCUAGAGAUCGAGUUACCCGACAUCACACCGUACCUGCCUGCCCGCACCGAUCCUGAUUCGGCGGACAAUCUCACGGCCAUGUACCGGUCGCAUGUCACUUCUCUUGUUGACUCGGUCCGGUACUGUAAAGAGAAACAGUUUUUUCGGUUGUUCGGCACUUUCCAUGGCACUUUGACUGUCCCCGUACAAAAGCUGUUCGCAGCACCAGAGCUUGCACCAUGGAUCAAGGAGUGCGAUUGGAUGAUGUACCAGAAGAUGAUCCGCAAUGUUUCGCAGCUCACGCUCCAGGUCGCUCCUCCGAUAGUUCUCAGGUUCCUCGACAACGUUGCAAAGACUCUCCACGCGCACAUCAGCAAGGUUUUCCAGCCAUUGCCUGUGCACGUUCUUGAAGCCAAGCUUGAGCCAGCGACUAACUUCGCACAUCUGUUGCGGCAGAUGCUGCGUGUCAAUUCAACUGCACAUGCAGCCGCCGUUAUGCUCACAGCUGAGAAUCAUCGCACCCAGAUGUUUGCAGACUGGUUGUCACACGUCAACAUCAAGCGUAUAAUCGCAAAUGAGUUACCUGGCUCAUGUAGCCACGAAGAGGUGUACAGCAUACUGAUGACAGAGAUCCGUCCCAUGUUGGGCCCCCUCCCACAGGACAUCCAGUUACCCACUGGAACUGUCUAUCACGCGGCGUAUCCCGACCCCCCCGCCGACCCUACAGAAUCUGUCAUCGAUCGUAUCGCAGCCUUCCUGACACGUUUACCGUUCCGCUUCCCGAAUGUGCACGCUCGCACUGUCCUGCACUGUAUUAAUGCAGUUGGCUCUGCUGUUGUACGCGAAAUUACAGUUGAGAAUGGUGUCAGCUUCCAAGCUUGGUGGUUGACCAAGGUCUUCGUUGAUGAAAUGGCCCAGUGGCUUGCUUCCUUAGGUGGAUUCCUGGAUCACAGUCCACCCAACUGGAACUCGCCAUCCUACUCGCCAGUACUUGAGGGGUCUGUCAACGCAGGCAUGACCAACGGUGGGAGCGGAAGCAACAAUGAGAGCCGGUACAGCAGUCUUGAUGCUGAUUUUGGACCCGAUCAAUCGUUCAUGUCAACCACCUCCACGGCGAUGCAGGACAACGCCAACACUAGCAACGAAGUCCAUGCUCGACGACCUACUCAACAACAAUACGAUCCCAUGAGCUUCAGCUUCGACUACGACAUUCAUGCCUCACAGCAGGAGAGUCAUCACGAUGACAGCGGUAUUGGUCUCCUCGACGAUGGUCUGGAAACCAAGUUCCCAUCUCACUUACCGCAAGGCCUUAAAUCGCACUACUCGCAGCCGCCAACCACGCAACUGCCCGCUGGCGUAAGCUAG
This is a messenger RNA of Boeremia exigua, 2825 nucleotides long. RefSeq names its product RFX DNA-binding domain-containing protein. Gene Ontology annotation, biological process: regulation of transcription by RNA polymerase II. Lineage: Eukaryota; Fungi; Ascomycota; Dothideomycetes; Pleosporales; Didymellaceae. The coding region runs from base 339 to 2825 and encodes 828 amino acids. The record is from RefSeq and is a predicted model, not a curated record. The transcript has 3 exons. Gene Ontology annotation, molecular function: DNA-binding transcription factor activity, RNA polymerase II-specific; RNA polymerase II cis-regulatory region sequence-specific DNA binding.